Molecule: messenger RNA, 675 nt
Organism: Alternaria arborescens
Lineage: Eukaryota; Fungi; Ascomycota; Dothideomycetes; Pleosporales; Pleosporaceae
Exons: 1
Coding region: 1-675 (224 amino acids)
Source: RefSeq, a predicted model, not a curated record
AUGUCUCAAAAUCAGUCCUACAAUGACGACAAGCAGACGGAGAGCUCGCAGGACAGUUCGCAUGAAGAGAGGCUAUUACUAGAACCGCACAGCUUGAAGCUCUUGCCUUCCAAGAGUGGAGACGGGAGAAGAAGAAUCACCUUACAUGCUGUCGUGUUCCUACUUGCGAUAGCAAUCACAACCCUCCUCGGCUACCUCAUCCGUCCAUUCCCCCCACAACCACCACGCAUGAAAACCCUUGACUGCGGCACAAAUUCCGCCACCGCCCGAGCAAACAACUGCACUUACGACGUCCUCUCCAACAUCUGGGUGCCAAACCCAUGCAUCGACCACAAGAAUCUAGACGACUUCAAGCGUCUCGCCAAAUGGCAAGCGUACGAAACACGCGAAGCCAAGCGGCUCCUUACUGAAGACGAAAUGGGCGACGUGGUUGCGCCAAAUACUUACUUUACUGAGAUUCGGGAGCACAUGGUGCACUGCGCGCUCAUGUGGCGACGGCUGCAUCGCGGCUAUCAGGAAGAUCAGAAGUACCUUGAUCUUCAUGUGAGAGCGUUGACGCAUACGAAGCACUGCUCGCAGCUCAUGAUUGAUUAUCUGGAGAAACCGAGAUCGGUUAUGGAUCUCACCGUGUCGCAAACUUCACCAGGCUUUUCGGUUUGUCACCUUCCGGUUUGA